GAAUGGGUCUACGUGCAGCAAGAUUGCGCAACCCCCGAGCAGAGCAGUGACUGGCCGAUUGGCCGUGAAUGUGUGCCUAGCCCCCUACUGCUGCACGCCCCACGUCUAACUUUAAACUUUGCUGUUCAGGGGGUUACUAAGGCUCAACUCCACGGGGGGAAGACAGAACGCAAUCAACGCAGUUCAACAGGCUUAAACGUAAAGAUGGCUGAGAUAUGUUACAAUGGCGAUUCACCAGAUCUCAACGAUUUUUUCCAGAUGGAGCCCAAAUUGCGCCAGUAUGAAGGGGACUACCAUCGCAGGUACCAGCUGUUUAAGGAGCGCCUCUCGCAGGUGGAGCAGAUGGAGGGAGACUUUGAUCAGUUCACAAAGGGCUACCAGUCCUACGGCACACAGAAGCAGCCCAACAACGGCCUGCUCUUCAGGGAGUGGGCCCCUGGGGCCGAGCAGCUCUACCUGACCGGAGACUUCAACAACUGGAACAAAACCUCUCAUCCUUUCACCAAGAAGGACUACGGCAAGUGGGAGCUUUACCUCCCGCCGAGGCGAGACAAGACCCCAGCCAUCGCGCACGAGUCCAAACUCAAGCUUGUUAUAUUAACCAAAGAGGGAGAAGACGUAUGCCGAAUAUCCCCCUGGGCCAAGUAUGUCACUAAAAGGCUGGAUUCCAACACGUAUGACUGGAUUUACUGGGAUCCCAUGCACCCUUACUUGCACCAGCAUGCCCGACCCAAAAGGCCUCGCAGUCUCCGCAUCUAUGAGGCUCACGUGGGCAUCGCCUCGUCCGAGCAGAAGAUCGCCACCUACAAAAACUUCACCCUCAACGUGCUUCCCCGCAUCAAGGAUUUGGGCUACAACUGCAUUCAGCUUAUGGCCGUUAUGGAGCAUGCAUAUUAUGCAAGCUUUGGGUACCAAGUCACCAACUUCUUCGCCGCCUCCAGUCGCUUUGGGACUCCCGAGGACCUGAAGAGACUGGUGGACACUGCCCACUCACUGGGCAUCGCCGUGGUUCUGGACGUGGUCCACAGUCACGCCUCCAGCAACACCGCCGACGGCCUCAACCAGUUCGACGGCACCGACUCGUGCUUCUUCCACGCCGGGACCCGGGGCAAGCACUCGCACUGGGGCAGCCGCCUCUUCAACUACUCCAGCUGGGAGGUCUUCCGUUUCCUGCUGUCAAACCUACGCUGGUGGAUGGAGGAGUACCGCUUUGAUGGCUUCCGCUUCGACGGAGUCACGUCCAUGCUGUACCACCAUCAUGGAAUGGGCAUGUCGUUCGGCGGAGGCUACAGUGAAUAUUUCGGCAUGCAUGUGGAUGAGGACGCAGUGGUGCACCUGAUGGUGUCCAAUCACGUCCUCCACACACUCUACCCAGAAUGCAUCACCAUCGCAGAGGACGUGUCUGGUAUGCCAGGCCUGUGCAGGCCCAUCACUAAGGGAGGCCUGGGCUUCGAUUACCGGCUGGCCAUGGCAGUGCCAGAUAAGUGGAUCCAGAUCCUGAAAGAGCAGAGGGAUGAGGAGUGGGACCUCCAUAACAUCGUGCACACGCUCACCAACCGCCGUAGCCAGGAGGGAUCGAUCGUGUACGCAGAGAGCCACGACCAGGCACUGGUGGGAGACAAGUCGCUGGCCUUCUGGCUGAUGGACCAGGAGAUGUACACCAACAUGAGCGCCCUGAUUCCCAUGACGCCGGUCAUCGACCGUGGCAUCCAGCUGCACAAGAUGAUCCGGCUCCUUACACACAGCCUGGGAGGGGAGGGCUACCUCAACUUCAUGGGAAAUGAAUUUGGCCACCCCGAGUGGCUAGACUUCCCCCGGAAGGGGAACAACGAGAGCUACAGCUACGCCCGCCGCCAGUACGACCUGCUGGAUAUGGAGCACCUGCGCUACCGCCAGCUCUACGCCUUCGACCGCGCCAUGAACCUCACGGAGGACAAGCACGGCUGGCUGGCCUCCCCACCGGCUCUUGUGACGACGCUGAACCAGGAAGACAAAGUCAUUGUUUUUGAGCGGGCCAACGUGCUCUUCAUCUUCAACUUCCACCCCACGUACAGCUACAACGACUACAGAGUCCCUAUCGGCCGUGACGGGAAAUACACCAUUAAACUGGACUCUGAUGACGUGCAGUUUGGGGGUCAUGGAAGGGUGUCAAAGGACACCGAGUUCUUCACUGAGCCCUGGUACUUCAAAGACCGGCCACACUCAUUCAAGAUCUACAUACCCUGCAGGACGGCUCUUGUGCUGGCAAAUGAGGACAUCGAUAACUGUUAUUAGCCACUGGGAGCGGCGAAUCGGGUGGAGAGUCGGACCAAGCUGUAAUCACCACCAUCUGAUGCGUUCCUGGAAACUGGCGGGCACUUCUCCAACUCCACACCAACAGCAGCUGAGGCUGAGAAGCGGGCCGGACCCCAAGCCAGGGGUUAGAUGCUAUCUAGAUAGUGUUCCUUUUGCCCUGUUGCAUUCUAGAUCAAACAUGGCUCAUUUCAACCCGUAAGAACAAAAAAACACUCACUGCACUCUCUGAUCCUAUUGCAUUCACUGAAGAAAAAAAUGCAUGUGUUGACAUACUCACGUUUGGUUUGACCUUAAGGAAGUACUCGCCACCAGUUUGAUUCACCUUAAGGGGAUGAGUAGAAAACUGCACUUUAACGAAACUAACAUAGUAUAGGCAUCUGCAUCAAUCAGCACUUGUUAGCAUAUGAAAUGUGUGGUGGGCACAAAAGUGAAUAAGAGAGGAGAAAUUGAUGUGAUAGGAGAAAUAUCAUGCAUGGCAUGUUAGAGAGUUGUGGGGGGAUAGGCUGGAAAGAGCGAGGAGAUAUGUUUAUAAAAAUUCAGCUAUUUUCCUGUAACAUCACUUUGAGGGCACAUCUAACAUCUCUUGAGACGGAAAGAGUUGAUAAAUAUAUUUUUCUUGAGCAUUUUUUUUUUCCAGAGGAUUUAUGUAGAUGAAAAUGGAGCCAGACCUUCCUGACUGUAGAUGAGCUGAGCUGAGUAGGAAAGAAUCCAUUUUACCUCUCUCCCUUUAAAGCUCAAUGGAAAUCCUAAGAUCAAUAUAACCCCUCUGCCUCAUCCUCCCUCUCCCUGACACUGUUUGCCUCCCCUCUUAAGGACCUCUUCUCUCACACACACUUUUCUCUUUCUCACACACACACUCUCUCUCUCUCACUCUCUCUCUCUCUCUCACACACACACACUUCACACUUUUAACCCCACUUUCAUUUGCGGAGCUUUAGAAAGCGUUGGUAAUUUGGAGCUCCAUUAAAUGUCUUACUUUAUGAGGUGACAUCACAGCACUAUCAGAACCUCUUGCUGUGAACCGCUUCGGGGAUCACAAGACGAAUGAGCUUCUCUCUCUCUCUCUCUCUCUCUCUCUCUCUCUCUCUCGUCCGUCCCCAAGGAGAAAACUAUUUUAUGCAAGAGUGGAAUUAUGACAGCAAGGACAAAAAAAAUCUCUCGUUUUAUAGUCUGAAUGGCCAAUUAUUUCUUUCCUCUAAUUAUUUAAGUUAAUUUUCAGAAGUUAAAUGUAUUGUGACACUUACAUGUCUUCUGUGCAAUCAUCUCGCCAUGUAAUGCUAUUCAGUGAAGUUGACACUGGGGUUCUUAGGUAACUUGUUCCAUUAAUAAACAAGUAUUGAGUAUAAUGAGUUCAACAUUCCCAAUGCCAUGCAUUAAGAAAACUGUUAAUUAAUCUUUGGUUACAACUUUAAAGAGCAGUGCUGUCUACAGUAUCAAGGACAGCUCAAUUGAUUCCACCUAAACUGAUUGAAUUAAAUUGAUGAUGAUGAUGGCAAGCUCAUGAAAACAGUUAGGCAUUUGUAUGUUAUAAGAUCUCAGUAUGUUUCUUUUUUUUCUUUCCUUUUUUUGCCUGUCAGAUUUAUUUGGGUUGUCAUUGUAGAAGUAAUGCAGUUUAAUGAGUUACUGUCUCUUCCUCUAUGGACCCUCUCAUGUUAUUGUUUGUUAGAGGACCAGAAGGGUGCCUGCCUUGUCAUUACAAUGGCUCUUUCUACUUGGAAUUAUAUGUGAUGAUAAUUCUGUCCUAAAAUGUUUUAGGCAUAACAUAACCUCAUACACUCUGUUAGUGUCAUAGUUGCAUAGUAACAAGAUUCUCAAAAGCCUCCCAGAUACAGUAUUUGUCUGCAGUUUCAGUUUGAAUAAAGUUCAAAACAGGAA
Messenger RNA from Sardina pilchardus (European sardine), 4170 nucleotides. RefSeq names its product glucan (1,4-alpha-), branching enzyme 1a (gene gbe1a). Gene Ontology annotation, cellular component: cytoplasm. Bases 205 to 2274 code for a protein of 689 amino acids. The transcript has 16 exons. The record is from RefSeq and is a predicted model, not a curated record. Gene Ontology annotation, biological process: glycogen biosynthetic process. Lineage: Eukaryota; Metazoa; Chordata; Actinopteri; Clupeiformes; Clupeidae. Gene Ontology annotation, molecular function: 1,4-alpha-glucan branching enzyme activity; cation binding; hydrolase activity, hydrolyzing O-glycosyl compounds.